Messenger RNA from Dracunculus medinensis (Guinea worm), 1068 nucleotides. The record is from the annotation of a GenBank genome assembly. Lineage: Eukaryota; Metazoa; Nematoda; Chromadorea; Rhabditida; Dracunculidae.
AUGUUAUAUUCAGCUCCAUUGAGCAUUUUUAUUGUAUUGUGCGGUGAACUAAUCUACUGGGUUAAUUGUUCCAUAGAAAAAGUCAACGGUUCGGUUAAACAAGGACCAUCUUCAGUGCGAAUAGGAAUGGUUAUCAAUUCUGUUGAUGACAUAGAUUUCAAAAAAUCGAUCCUUAAAAUAUCGAUUACGCUUACAAUUAUUCUGCAAAAAUCAAGAAGAGCACCUGGAUCAUUAGUAGUUAAUCAUAAUCAGUAUCAAUAUCCGUUCAGUGAUAUACAAUUAUCAAGUAUUAGAACUGAAAGAAGAGAUCCAAAUCGAGUGAUAAAAACAUCAACUGAUGGUACAACAUCAUCGAUAUCGAAAUAUGGUCUCGAAAUUCAUUGUCCUUUUAAUUUCAAGCUUUAUCCGUUUGAAACACACAAUUGUGCAGUCUCAGUCUUCACAAGCAGAUUCUCUAUCGAACAAAUGACUCUUUCAUGGAUUGAUGCGAAAGAUAUACAACCCUCACAGAAUUACAUAUCAUCGGGCGCUAGGAUUUCUAUGAAUCGUGAUGAAAAUUGUGAUUUCGAUGAAAUCUAUAGCAAUGCUGAAUUGAACAUCAAGUCUGGGAAUCAUUUGGGUAAAGAUGCGUGGACAGAUGGAUCAGUAGCAGCAGCUCGUACUUUAUAUAAUAAAAAUUGCGAAAUGGAAAGAAACGCUGCUGGGAACUUCAUAGAAACAGGGCACUUUAAGGCGUAUUUAGGUAAUUUCAUUAUAAUAUGUCAUUUGAAUCAUUUGAAGUUGUUUAUAGCUACUAGGGAACUUCCAUCCACGAUAUAUAUUACAGCUUUGGAUGUGUGGACUGCAAUCUGCUUUUGUUUCCUUUUUUUCACCUUUGUUGAGAUGAUUGUUGUGUAUAUGUUGAUGAAAACUUCGCAAAAAUACUGGAGGUUAACAAACAAAAACGAUUCAAUCCGCAAGGAAAGCCAAUAUCGUCAAGAAAAGCUUGCAGCGAAAAGUUGUACACUUGAGAAAUCAGUUCCAUCUGCUUCAAAUGGACGAAACCGAGAAAAUAAGGUGAAAAGAUAA